AUGGGCCUUGGCGGUGUGCGCGCCAUCCGUGACUAUGUCGACGGUACCGAUACCCUGUCCUCUGCCUUCGCACCGUUCUACGUCCCCGGCAAGAACGGCUUCUGGUACGGCCGCCAGUGGUACGACAACCGCACGACGCAGUGGCUCCACUUCGAAGCGGCGCACAACGCGGUUUUCAAAGUGGCACAAGCGGCGGAGGACACACUUCCCUCCAUUCGCGUGGCGCGCUGGAACAAGUGGGGCCCGGCGCGGAUCCGCUUCACCGCGACCUUCAACUCGUCGUCCCCGCAAAUGGUUGGCCUUAGCCCCGCCGAGGUUUUGGCCCAGCCCUCGUCCUCCGACAGCCCCGUCCGCCGCCGCGUGCUCGAGGCGAUUCGGGACAACGCUACGGCGAUCACGGCCCAGCUCUCCUUCCUGACCUACGAUUCCGUCUCCCUCGGCGGCGGGUGGCGCUACCUCACCUACAUGGGCAGGGAUACCCUCAUCGCGCUCAAGCUCCUCAUGCCUGUUCUCUCGCCACACGCCAUUGAGAUCAUCCUCACGGCGGUGAUUGAGCGCUUCCAGGCGGACGGGGACGACCGCAGCAUGGUGUGCCACGAGGAGCUGGUGGGCGACUAUGCGUCAUACAAACUCCAGAACAACAGCCAGUCGAGAUGCAACUACGAUGUGUCCGACACUCACUUCCUCCUUCUUCCCGUCCUCGCCGACUACUUUGACACAGCCGGAACGGCCCGAGCAGCGGCCUUCCUGGCCCGCAACCACUCGUCAGGGGCAGGGACGUACAGCGACAUCGUCACCAAACACGCCUCGAUGGUCAUGCGCCACGUGUUCAACUACCACAUCAAGACUCAGGCGCACAACAUGAACGGGUACUUUGACGGCGGCAACUGGCGCGACUCACCGGCCGGGAACGGGCACGCGCGAUGGUUCUUUGACGUGAACGCUGGGAUGAUCCCCGCGUCGGUGCGCGCGAUCCAGUGCCUCAUCAACGACGGUCUUAUCGGUACCGGGAACGGAACUAUCUAUGCCCUGUCAAGGGCGGACAGUAUUGCCAGCAAGUAUGAGUCCUAUUGCCCGGAGACGUUCCAGGCGGUGAGUCUCACAGAGGGCGAGUGCGAGUGCGAGGCCCUGCUCAAGGACUACAUCGACGAACUUGGCCUGUCCACUUCACUACUGUACGGCGCGGGCUCGCUCAAUGCCACCGGCACCCCAGGGGCGGGGUGGAACGACCCCGAUCAGGUCGUGACCGAGGGAUAUUCAAGGGGCUUCUACUCGCUCGUAUCGGAACACGACAGAAAGGGGCACAUUCUCCACUCAGAUAUUGCCUUCCCUCUACUGUACAGCACCCACGUUCCGGCCGAGCUCAUCCGCGGCACGGCGCGUGCGCUACAACCGUACCCGCGCGGGCUGCUCACCAACGUCGGCAUGGUGGUCGCCAACGCCGCAUACGACGGGAACAAGACCAAAAGGGCAGAGUUCACCAACCGCGCGCCACACGGGGCAGUGGUCUGGGGGUUCCAGCAGGCGCUGAUGGCGGCCGGUGUCGCGCGCCAGCUCGCCGCGUGCGCCCCGUCCAACAACCGCACGCCGCUGCGCAGGGCGGCCCCUUGGGCGCCGUGGUGCAGGGAUAAGAAGCUCGUCGCGGCGCUAGAACAGGCCCAGACGCGCCUGUGGGACUCGAUCGCUGGAUCAGCGCCUGUGCUGUACAAUGAGAUGUGGGUCCCCGUGUGGAACGCGACAGAGGGCAAGUUUACAAUCGGCGACCUUGCCACCCUCAACCCAUCUGCGCCGGAGGGGAAUGCGUUCAGGCUGUGGAGCUAUGGGAUGCUCGGGCUGGUCGACCCGCGGACGGGCCGGCCGGUCGCAGAGGGGUUUGGACACUCGGACACUCGAUAG
This is a messenger RNA of Vanrija pseudolonga, 1896 nucleotides long. RefSeq lists its product as uncharacterized. NCBI's taxonomy places the organism in Eukaryota, Fungi, Basidiomycota, Tremellomycetes, Trichosporonales, Trichosporonaceae. The transcript has 6 exons. Bases 1 to 1896 code for a protein of 631 amino acids. The record is from RefSeq and is a predicted model, not a curated record.